This is a messenger RNA of Culicoides brevitarsis, 1855 nucleotides long. RefSeq names its product T-complex protein 11-like protein 1. The coding region runs from base 197 to 1627 and encodes 476 amino acids. The record is from RefSeq and is a predicted model, not a curated record. Gene Ontology annotation, biological process: signal transduction. Lineage: Eukaryota; Metazoa; Arthropoda; Insecta; Diptera; Ceratopogonidae. The transcript is spliced from 4 exons.
CUUUGUUUUGAAUCAGGUUCAAACGUAGCUCGAACCACUAAAAUUCAAAUUUCAAUCAAUUUCCUCGUGAAUUUCAAAUUAAUUCCUAUAAAAAAUAAAAUUUCAAUCAAAAAACUAUAAAAUUGUGCAUCGAACAGUCAAAAAAGAUAAAAUUUUGUGAUUUGGACGCCUUCCAAUAGUUUCAUCAGCGAAAAAAAUGCCAGCGGACAAAAUGGACACAAGUGAUCCAAAAGAGAUUCCGGGUACAUCGAAUCCCCCCAGAAUCCGCACCGAAAGCGAAAAUUCCGACAAAUCCGGAAGUGGGGCAGCACGUUUCUUGCUUCCUGGCACGUCGGCGAGUCCUCCGAAGAUCCUGACACUGGAUGAGGUCCAAUCUGUGGUGAAAAACAUCGAAGAUAUGGCCUUGGCGCACGAAAUUGCCGUCAAUGCGGACUUCAAACUCGAGCCUUAUGAGCCGCCAGAGAAUAGUUUAGAGAAAAUUAUCAAAGACACGAUCCACAAGGCCUUCUGGGACGUCUUGCGGGAACAAUUGAACAGCACGCCGCCCAUUUAUAGUCACGCCAUUCAAUUGCUCGGCGAAAUCAAGGAGAUGUUUGAAGCGAUUUUGCCGAGCAACAACAAACGAACGCUCGAACGGAUCAACGAAAUUCUCGACGAGACGGUAAUUCAGCAACAAGCCGAGCAAAAUGUCUUGGAUUUCAAGGCAUACGCGAAUUUUAUCAUCCACAUAAUGGGACUAGCUUGUGCCCCGAUCCGCGACGAGCAAGUGGCAAAAUUGAAGGAAAUCACGGAUGUCGUCGAGAUGUUCCGGGCCAUCAUGGAAACGCUGAGUUUGAUGAAACUCGAUAUGGCAAACAAUUAUUUGAAUGCCGUCAGGAACGAUGUGGUUGCCAAUACCGUCGAAUAUGAGCGGAAAAAGUUCAAGGAAUAUCUGGAAGUGGUCGAAAGUCUUCCAGCGACUGAGGCAUGGCUCAAGCGGAAUCACGUGAAUGCCGAUGCGCAAUCCAAAGAUACGAUUUUCAAGGCGUAUCUCGAACUGAUUGACUGGAAACCGGAAAAUGAGUUUCCCGAAAUCAUGUCGAUGGACAAAGAUCGGGUGCGGGGAUUGCAAAGUCGUGCUUUGCGAUUGACAGCGGCAGCGUGUUGCAUGGUAUUUGUCAGCGGAGUUCCCGUUAUUGGACAAAAUGCGGAGAUACGGAAGAAAUUGGUGGCGCAUUUGAUGGUUUUGUUGCAGAAUGUGGAGACGGAUAAAGACUUGGAAGACACCAUCGAAAGCAUCUGGCUGCACAUAAAAUCCGUCUUAGACGCUCGUCUCUCGGAGCUUAAUCAGAAAAUCGAUGAAGCCACAACUGAAACUCUGAAAACACAAGUUCAUCAAAUCGCAAAACCAGAUUCGCCUGUUCGAACUUUGCUCUGGAAGCGAUUUGUCACGUACAUUAGUCUAAAUUUGCGGAACAACGCAAUGAUUCCGACACCGCCUGGAUUUACGGAUUAUGUUGCCGAACUGGAAAGUAUUGCUGCUGCCUUUAAACGUCUCACGUACUACAAUCACGCCGUUUAUCGUGAAUAUUAUCAGGAGUUACUUGAUAAAAUUAACAAACAACUGAAUCCAACAGUCUCGCAGUAAAAAAAAAUGUGUGUGUGAUAGAGAAACUUAGAAAAAUUAGAGAAUGAGCGUGAAAGUAGUUUUAAGCAUUUUAUUUUCUGAAAGCACUGCGAAUUUUAAUGUACUUUUAUUUUAUCCUAUUUUGAAUUAUUUUUAAAUAUUUUAAUCUGAAAUAUUCAAAAAAUAUGUGAAUUUAUAUAAAAAUAUGUACUACUAAUCAGUAUAAAAAAAACUUAGUUUUUGAAUGAA